Messenger RNA from Orbicella faveolata, 1956 nucleotides. Its product is annotated as endonuclease G, mitochondrial-like. Gene Ontology annotation, molecular function: metal ion binding; single-stranded DNA endonuclease activity; nucleic acid binding. The record is from RefSeq and is a predicted model, not a curated record. Gene Ontology annotation, biological process: apoptotic DNA fragmentation. NCBI's taxonomy places the organism in Eukaryota, Metazoa, Cnidaria, Anthozoa, Scleractinia, Merulinidae. Gene Ontology annotation, cellular component: nucleus; mitochondrial inner membrane.
CUCCUCAAAUUAUACCGCUAUGCUAUCGUUGACUGACUGCGGAUUCAUAGGUCUUGACGGAAUGGACGGAACAGGCGAAGAUGAGAGCAAAGCAUUUUGUUGAAUUUUUGAGAACGUCGAUGCAUCGUCUAGCCGUGCCUGUGGUUUCAGUGGUAGCUGUUGGGGUUGGAGGAAGCCUUGGAGUUCUCUUUGAAAGAAAGAGGCUUCAACAUGGUGUACUUUCUGCGGUACAUGCAAAACCAAAACAAGAUGUUGUUGAUGGUCCAGGAUCCAGAUUGUCAGAAAUAAUGAGAUUUGGAUUUCCUGGUUUUGAUAAUGUCAAGGCCAAGGAUGAUUAUGUUCUUUCAUACAACCGCCGUCUAAGACUCGCAAACUGGGUAGCGGAGCACUUGACAGCUGUAAAUGUGUACAACAGAGAUCUUGACAGAGGGCGUUGUGAGUUUGUGGGUGAUCCGUCAGUUCAUCCCUUGUUUGCGACAACAAAUGACGACUACAGGAAGAGUGGAUAUGAUAGGGGACAUCUUGCUGCAGCAGCCAAUCACAGGUCUUCCCAGAACUCGAUGUGUGCCACGUUCUUCCUGAGUAACAUGAGUCCACAAGUUGGUUCAGGAUUUAACCGUGAUGCUUGGGAACACCUUGAAAAGUAUUCACGCCAUCUGACGAAGUUAUACAAGAAUGUUUAUGUUAUCACUGGUCCUCUCUUCUUACCAAAACUGGAAGCUGACAAUCAACUUUAUGUGAAAUAUAAGUUGAUUGGGCAGAAUCGCAUAGCUGUUCCCACACAUUACUUCAAAGUGAUCCUGGGCGAGACAAGGAAUGACCAGUUAGAACUGCAGUCCUACAUACUGCCUAACCAACCAAUCAACGAGAAGACACCGCUACAUAUGUUUCAAGUCCCGGUGGAAACGAUCGAGAAGGCCUCGGGCCUAAUUUUUUUCGACAAGGUUCCGCGCCAUGCUAUUAAUCAGAUUCGGCCGACGAUUGCCUUAAGCAGCUGACGUUGGUAUUGCUAGAUUCGACUUAGGUGAAUAUGGUGGCCAUGAUGGUUUUCGAGUUAUAAUGCUAUUUAGCCAUAAGGUCAGCGGAAGGGGGAAGGGAGGGGGCAAAGUGAAACUCUGGAAAGAAGACCGUUUUUGGAAAAUCAGCUCGUCCCAAUAGUCAAGCAUCUCUGCCAGAAUCAUAUUUCUGGGGCGGAUACAGGAAUUCAGAGAAGGGGUUCCGGUGGCAUUCUCCCCCGGAAAAUUUUUAAAAUUGAGGUCCUUGGAAAUGGGAAGUCCGGCAUUCUGAGGUCACGUAAGCGUGUUAUAAUAUCCCAUUUCUUUUAAUUUAGGGGUUUCAACAGAACCCCCCUAACCAACCCCUCAGAUCCGCCCCAGUAUUUGAGAAACACGUUAUGAAUAGGUAAAGUAAAAUUAGGAUCGACCUACGUAAGAUGGACACCUGAUGAUAAAUUAUACCACGUAGUUUAGUUGUAGCGAUAAGCAUGUGAUGAAAGGUUCGGUUAGCCUAGCUGGCAUUUCGGUAAGCCUAAAAGCUCUCUGGGUAGCCUUAAAUAGCACAACGAUUAGCCUAAGCUAGCUGUGGAAGCUUGCGGUUAACCUGUGUAUUGGGGUUAGGAAAAAGGAAGACAGCACGAACAAUAACCAUGUAAAUUUUCGAAAAUUUCUUCCCGGGAAUUUCCGUUCCAUGUAAUUUUCCUCCAAUUUCCAGAAUUUUCGGUCGAAUGGUUCAGAUUUCGAAAAAAAUGCAACAUCUUUUCUCAGCACCAGUUGUCCUCGUUUUGGAAAGUUUCGGAAUUUUUGAUUGAAUGGAAAACUCCCUUUGUGUCAACUACGGAGUGAUCGUUGGUUUGGAAUAUAUAGAUACCCGACAUCUUGACCACCAGUCUUGUGUCUUUUAUAAAACCACCAAAAUGGCCUAAAAAGCAUGCUUCCUUCCCGGGGGGGGGGGAACUUC